Molecule: messenger RNA, 4997 nt
Organism: Emericellopsis atlantica
Lineage: Eukaryota; Fungi; Ascomycota; Sordariomycetes; Hypocreales; Bionectriaceae
Exons: 1
Coding region: 338-4720 (1460 amino acids)
Biological process (GO): protein phosphorylation
Molecular function (GO): protein kinase activity; ATP binding
Source: RefSeq, a predicted model, not a curated record
AAGUGGCUGACACGCGGCACGGGCAUCCCAUCGUCGUUCGUCCUGUCUGUCCAUCACGGCCAGGCACCUCGCAAACACCUGGGAUCCCUCCCUUCCUGGGCAGUCUUUAUCUGUGGUUAGGAGCGUCGAGAAACCCAAGAGCACACCGUGUUCAUCCCACGACCUCUUGGAGCAGCAUCCCCAACAGAUCGAACCGAUGACCCGUCCCAGAUAAUUCUCCUCACUCUCUUGAGCCCAAUCGCGGACGCGCGCCGCCAGCGAGGGCCUGUCACCACCACCACGACUGGCAGCCAGCCCGAACGAACAUUCAGUCCUCGAGCGGAAACGACAGGCAGACAUGUCGAAUCUCUCUUCGCGUGGUGUACGCUUUUCCAGCGGCGAGGCCGAGCCGAACGGUGACGAUCUUAAGAACCCCCUACCGACGGUGGUGCCCACAGAGUCCGCAGACUCGCCUCCCGAGUCGCAGAACGGCGAGGAGCUCCACGCCGGUGAACUCGACGAUGAGGUCGGAGAGCUGGGCUACUACUCGGACCCGGGCAACGGCCCGGUGGCGUCGUUGCCGCCGGGCACUAUUGUUAAUGGCAUAAGCAAGAGUCAGCGCAGCAGCGGUGGAGGCGACGAUGCUCCUUCGUCUCACGGCAACGCCGCUCGUCCCCAGCGGCCAAUGGGACCGACCAGGACACCUUCUAAUACAUACAAUCCUGCGACGUCCCGAAAGCCUGGGAUGCCACCGACGACACCGUCCUUUGUCGAGACGAUGCGAUCGACAUCAAAAACCCGGCCCAGACAGAGCGAGAGCCGAUUCCGCGCGCAGGAGCGGGCCUACGUGCAAAAGCUCAGGCAAGACAAUGGCGGGGAAUACUUCUCGACAUCGUCCUACCAAAAUAUGGCGACAGGCAACGAUUCGGAUUCCGAGGGAGACACGCCCUCGACAGAGGGCCCAUUCGACGACCCCUACGAGCAAGAAACCAUCAUGUUCUAUGGAAACGACGACCUGCAACCCUCCGAGGAGGAUUUGCAGGAUGCCGAGUCACGGGAGCGCUUGGAGUGGCACGGCAUGCUGGAGGCUGUGUUGACGGGCGACGUGGUGCGGCAGGAGAAGAAGCGCCUCCACGGCUCCUCCGACGAAGCGGCGAGCAAGACGGCCCAGGUCUGGGAGAUGUGGCUCGGCAUCCGGUCCAAGGUGUGUGGGCGUCACCUGCCGGUGCAGAGGCGCAUGGUGGAGGAGGCACGCGGCGCCAUGGACCGCACCAUUGACGAGAUUAUCAACUUUUCGGUCAAGGGGCAGAGCGAAGUCGGGAAGCCCCCCCACGAGCAGGUCAAGGACAUUGUCAAGAAAAUUGAGAAGUGCGAGAGCCUCUACCCAUCGUGGCGACUGCUCGCCACCCGUCACAAGGCUGCCGACUCGCCCCUCUUCCACGAGGCAUACGACACCAUCCUGGCUUGGUACAACACGAACGAAAUGAUCAACACGGAGCUGGCGAUCCUGAAGAAAUGGGUCGGCAACGACGACCUUGACUUCCACCUGACCAAGCAGCGCUCGCCCGCGGUGAACGGCAUCAGCAGCGACGAGACCUCGUUCGUCGAUAGGCUCAUGAAGGAGGAUGGCCUCCAGUCGCUCUACAACGACACAGAAGGCUCUACGCAGCAGGGCAUGCUCCGGCCCAUCUCGGCUAUCAUCCAGAAAGCCAAGGAGACCCUCAUCAGCAACUCGGCUACAUUCUCGAAGCGCCACCUGCCUCCGUACCUGGAGGACCUCUUGACCCUCAUCAGCUUCCCGUCCCGCCUCAUUGAGGAGAUCACCAAGACACGGCUGGCGUACGCGAGACGGGUGAAGGAGACCGCCCAGCAGAACCCGUUGAUGCAAGGGCAGAUGAUUGCGCAGUUCCAGCUCCUCCUCAAAUUCGCGAUCCGUAUCAAGGGCGAGUUUCUGGCGAUCGCACAGCCCGAGCCUGGAUGGGACCUGCCCCCGUUCAUCGACGAGUCGCUGGACCAAGUUGUGCUGGACGCACUCAAGUACUACUUCAAGAUGCUGAACUGGAAGCUGAGCGGCAACAAGAACACGUUCAAGGAGGCCGAGCUGCUGUUCCAGGAGUGGGAUUUUGCCAACGACAUUGGCAACCACCUGCACCGGGGCAACAUCGAGGUGGCGGAGCAGUUUAGUUCGCUGACCUUCAAGGCCCUGAACCGUCUGAGCCAGACCUUUGAGAAGGAGCUGCAGGUCAAGCCCAAGGAGAGCCCGGCGGAGAUGAGCAAGCGCUACAAGGCGUGCCUGGACUCGGUGCGCAUCCGACAGCGUAUGCUGCAGCGGUUUACCAAGACGCUGAGCAACAACUACGAGAAUGCGUCCGACUGGAGCAUCUCCUUCUCGCCCGAGCGCAUGCGUAAGUUCUAUGACCAGCUGGCGGCGACGGGGCACUUCCACGUCAACACGAACCUCUUUGAGGCGGACGGGCUGUUCGUCGUGGCCUCGCCCGAGCUGCGCGACCGGCUGGACGACAUACCGGAGAUGAUGGCCGUCACGAACAUGGAGCGGUUCCCCGAGGAGUUUGAGGAGCACUACCUCCUAAUCCUGCGGCCGGAGGACACGUUCAACUGGUUCAGCGAGACGGUGACAGUGCCGCUGCAGUGGCAGAGCCUGGACAUUAAGGUAGGCCAGGCCCGCCUCUGCGCCGUCUCCUCCAAGGCGCUGCCCAACGCGCGCAAGGCCUUCCUCGAGGCCGUGGACAUGCACGUGGAUCUGGUCCAAGAGUCCAGGCCCACCAUUCAAAAGGUCCACACGAAGCUCAUGGAGAUCCGCAGGGUCAUGUACAGGCUGUCCAACACGUUCAUGGACAGUGUGGAGGCCAUCCGCCGGCAGGUCCAGGGCAAGGGCUGCCAGGAGCUGGUGCAGACGUGCUUCCUGUUUGCGACCGAGUUUGGGCGUCGGUCGCUGGUGGCCAUGGACAGCAACCGGCGGCAGAUGAACAACCUGAAGCUCACCAAGCUGGCGCUCGACUGGGUCAGCUUCAUCUGCGACGACUGCAUCGCGUCGGACCGCAAGACCUUUCGAUGGGCCGUGCAGGCGCUCGAGUUUGCCAUGGGCAUGACCCACGGGCGGCACAUUCUCGCGCUCGGCGACCCUGAGUAUGCGUUGCUGCGUGACCGCGUGGCCGGCUGCAUGUCGCUCCUCAUCUCGCACUUUGACAUUAUGGGGGCGCGCUCGAACCUGGCGGCGCAGGCGGAGAAGGACAGGAUCGAGGCCCUCGUCGGGCAGUUCAGACGGCUGGAUAAGAACAGGAUGCUGGACGACGAGGAGGCGUCCAGGUGCAUCACCGAGGCGCGGCUCGAGGAGCUGGAGAGGCUGGACAGCUUCCGGCGCGAGAAGGAGGCGGAGCGGCAGGCGCUGGGCCGGGUGCUCGAGACGAACACGGAGGCUGAUCGCUCGCUCGCGUACCUGUCGUCCUCGGCCACCAACAUUACGAUGCGCUGGCAGCAGGGCCACUUUGUGGGCGGGGGGACAUUUGGCAAUGUGUACGCGGCUAUGAACCUCGACUCUGGCCAUCUGAUGGCAGUCAAAGAGAUCCGACUGCAGGACCCCAAGCUCAUCCCGACCGUUGCGGAGCAGAUUCGCGAGGAGAUGGGUGUCCUUGAAGUGCUGGACCAUCCCAAUGUGGUAUCCUACUACGGCAUCGAGGUGCACCGCGACCGCGUCUACAUCUUUAUGGAGUUCUGCUCGGGUGGCUCGUUGGCCAAUCUGCUCGAGCAUGGCCGCAUCGAGGACGAGCAGGUCAUCAUGGUGUACGCGCUACAGCUGCUGGAAGGUCUCGUGUAUCUGCAUGAGAGCGGCAUUGCCCAUCGGGAUAUUAAGCCGGAGAGUGAGUUCCCCCAAGGAUAUGUCCAUCGAGAGAGAGUAUCCGUCGUCGCUAACGCUGUCGCUAGAUAUCCUGCUGGACCACAACGGCAUCAUCAAGUACGUGGACUUUGGCGCUGCCAAGGUUAUUGCCCGGCAGGGGCGCACCCUUGCCGCCGACGUGACGGCGACGAAGCCGAACAAGUCGAUGACGGGCACGCCCAUGUACAUGUCGCCCGAGGUGAUCAAGGGCGAGAACCCCGGACGGGCCGGGGCGGUCGACAUCUGGUCUCUGGGCUGCGUGAUCCUGGAGAUGGCGACGGGGCGCCGACCGUGGGCCAACCUCGACAACGAGUGGGCCAUUAUGUACAACAUUGCGCAGGGCAACCCGCCGCAGCUCCCGUCGCCGGAGCAUCUCAGCGGGUCAGGUAUCGACUUCCUCAAGAGGUGCUUUGCGCGGGAUCCCAAGCGACGGUCGUCGGCCAGGGAGCUGCUCCAGCACGAGUGGAUCAUGACCAUCCGCAACCAGGUGGUCGAGCCCGCCACGCCGAGCGACGGCAGCAGCUCGAUGCAGUCGACGCCCAUCACGUCGUCGAGCAGGAGCAGCGCGGGCGCGGACGGGUUUUACUAGAAGACGAAAUCGCUGUACCGCUCCUCGCUCCUGGCGACAUGGAGCCUACGGGACGUCGAGGCCGCCGCUGCAGCACGCCGCACAGCCGAAUGAAACGAUCCCCUGAUGAUCAUGACCAUGAUCGGGGUAUAUACGAUACAUGCAGAGAUGGCAUACAUACGCCCGCCUCUAUGUGUCUAUCGUCUUCUUUUCUUUUUCUUUGUCAGCAUUGGACUGGAGCAACCAGUAGCGCGUGGUCUCUGCCAGGGCCUGCAUAGCACAUCAUCCAUCAGCAUGGCGUUCGUUGAUAUCGGGAGUUUGUUGGCGUUGGGCACGUGCGUCAUGAGAAUACAUACCUACCUGCAUGCAUGGCAGAAGACGCGCCGUAUAUGACGAUACACCAUGCGGGAAGAUACAUAUAUACAUAUAAUAGCAACGAACGAACAUUGGACGCAUCCGGAGUGCACUGGCGUUGUGUGUGGGAGUCGGCAGAGACGGAUGGACGGGCGACGCCGCAUUCCGCCUGUCUGCCGUAGGGUAAGUCAAACCAAGUCA